Molecule: messenger RNA, 1652 nt
Organism: Seminavis robusta
Lineage: Eukaryota; Bacillariophyta; Bacillariophyceae; Naviculales; Naviculaceae
Source: the annotation of a GenBank genome assembly
ACCACUCAAGAAUCGAUGGCCAAGAAAUGAGUUGCCCUCCAACAAAGGCAAGCAACGAAGUCGUCAAGCCGCCGUCGAAAGUUUCAAAGGCGAGCUCCAAAGGUCUUGCUACCCACACACACAUACACCCAAGCAUUUGCCAUUGGCUUCCAGUUCAUUUCAGUUACUUUUAGUGAGAUUGGAGAAACGUGUGUACCUACUUCGACAGCCAACCUUAUGUAUUGUAGUGUCAAACGUGAACUAUCCAGAAAUAUACGAGAAAGAGCUAUUGAACAAUCCACACUACUGUUAAGAAAAUCCAGAAAAUGUCGUCAUCGUCGACCAUUGUGAAUGUGGCGGAAGAUGCCGAGCUUCGUUUGGUCCGUGUGCUGUCUCAGACCGCCAAGAGUGAAUCCUUUAUCCAAGAUUGUCAAGCCUGCAUUCGCAACGGUAACGCGGCUCAGCUCGUGCAGACCGUGGUCAAGGAUGAUGGAGCUCUAGGGGCUCUAUUUGUAAUGGAACCAGCCGACGAAGCUGUCUCGGCGUUUUCGUUGCUGACGGCACUCCUGACUCGAGUGGGCAGAGAAGAAGAAGAAUCCCUCGCGAAACAAUUGGCGGAUGCUGUUGCUGGGUAUCAAAUUCCUGGGGAUGGAGACGUCGUCGCCCAGAGAAAGGUAUCAUUGCUAUCAGUCCUCUACAACAUGCGAGGGAACGGAACAGAAAAAUGCAGCCUAUUGGCCAGAAUGGUCGAGAUAGCAGGCGCUAAUAACCCUGGCCUUUUGGAGCAAGGAAAGCCGCUGGGAGAUAUCCUCCAUGAUGAUCUAGACAGCAAUCUGCCGACUGUGGGUCCCAAAACUCCUCGCAUUGUGGCCAUGCUGGAUGCCUGGCAAGUACCUGUCCCCAACCGCCGUGCACUGUACCUCUCAGCGGUUCGAGGAGUGGGCGCUGGAUCUCCUAGAGAGCAGAGAUUUCUAUUACUGUUUGUAGAAUCAUAUAAGGACGCGAAAGGAGUGGAUGACCAAGGACUUGCUGUAGCAAAGGAGGCAGCAUUGGGGGCCAUCAUUGAUCCCGUUUCCCUCUUUAUUCAUCAACGAAGCAUGCUUUCCAUGCCGGCUAUCCAGGCCCUUGCAACUCAGCAAGAAACCGCUACUCUCUUCGGAUUGCUGAAGGUAUUCCAAGAAGGGAAACUGGAUGACUACCAUUCCUUCAUCAACGCCAACGGUGGAGAAGCCCAGGUGCUAAAGCCAUACGGCUUGUCGUCAGAAACCUGCAUUCGGCAAAUGAGGAUCUUGAGCCUUUGCUCGCUCUCGGCAGAGCACGAAGAAAUUCCCUAUUCUGUAGUUGCCAAGACAUUGCUCUUACCCAGCGAAGAUGAGGUGGAAAGUUGGGUCAUUGCGGCUGUUUCCAGUGGCCUUCUUUCUGCCAAAAUGGACCAGUUGCAGCAAAAAGUCAUGGUGGAACGCUGUGUGGUUCGACGCUUUGACACGGAGCAAUGGAAGCUCCUGCAGUCAAGACUAAAAGAAUGGAAGCAAAACGUUGGGGGAGUCAUCAAUGGAUUGAAGCAGAGUCAAAACGGAUCAUCCCAACCCAUCUAAUUAGAGAAAUCUAUUUGCGAAUACAGUACAACACAAACUUGGUUCAAUAGUAUGUUACAGAAGCAUAUGCUACAUGCU